AUGUUUACAGGAAUAGUAGAGCUAAUGGGUACUGUCGCGGAGUACAAUCCUCAAGACAAUAGUGCAUCGGGUGGCCAAGGUGUUUCAGUGACUAUUAAAGGUGCAUCUGCUAUUUUAAAUGACUGUCAUAUUGGAGACAGUAUUGCUUGUAAUGGGAUAUGUUUAACAGUUACUGAAUUCGACAAAGACACUUUCAAAGUUGGGAUCUCCCCAGAGACUAUUGUACGUACAGAUGUUUCUGAUUGGGUUACUGGUACAAGAAUAAAUUUAGAACGUGCAGUAUCGCAAGAGGUUAGAUUUGGUGGACAUUACGUUCAAGGACAUGUUGAUACAGUGGCUAAUAUUGUCUCUGUAACGCCCGAAGGUAAUUCUUUAGUAUUUGGUUUCAAAUUAAGAGAUUCACAAUAUGAAAAAUUUAUUGUAGAGAAGGGAUUUAUUUGUAUUGAUGGUACUUCUUUAACAGUCACACAAGUUGAUGCCGAUGGUACAUUUUAUAUUGCAAUGAUUGCACAUACUCAAGAUGUUGUAGUAAUGCCUUUAAAGAAGAUUGGAAGUUUAGUAAACAUUGAAGUUGAUCUUACAGGUAAACUUAUUGAAAAACAAAUUUCUGUUGCAUUACAAAAUCAGUUUGAUGAUUCUCAUUCAACUUUAAAUAAGCUGAUCGAACAAAUCAUAGAUGAGAAAGUUCAAAAAUAUCUAUCAACAAAAUAA
Messenger RNA from Maudiozyma saulgeensis, 711 nucleotides. The record is from the annotation of a GenBank genome assembly. Lineage: Eukaryota; Fungi; Ascomycota; Saccharomycetes; Saccharomycetales; Saccharomycetaceae.